UUACAGGGGAGAAGGAGCCUUUGAAGGGAAGGAGCAGGGCUUUUUCCCAGGCCCAUCGCCCACGUCUCCUCAUUCCCUUACCCCGCUGGGCACGGACUGUGUGCUUCAUAGCUGCUAUUUCCCCCUCCACCCCCUCCCCCAAACAAAAGUCUGUGCUGUUGCUUAAAGCCAGUGUGUAAAGGAGAGCGUUACGGGUUGUCUGUCCAUGUUGCACGGUAACUUGCGUAUUCAUGUGUGCAGAGGCAACUUGAGUUCUUGAUCUGUGGGCCUGGUGUGUUUCUCAUCCAUCAGCAUGGAAGAUGAUGUAUAUAACCAAAUUUAUUUUCAAAUUUCAGCUUGUGUUGUUGGCUCUGUACUGACUUGAGCAUUUGCCUUUACCGAUCCCAGAAGCUACUCCCAGGAAGGCCAGCUUUAAUAGAGAGUGGGAGGGCUUUGGCCCCAUGUAAUAUUUGUGUACUAACUGUAGGGCUGAUGGGUGUAGGACUGUCUCUGUAAGCCACGAAUGUGUAAUAUCAAGGCUAGUACUGCUUUUUUUAAGCAGUGCUGUGUGUGAAGAAGUGAAGGCAAUAAAUACAUAAGUAGAUACCGUCUGUACUAGUACUUCGAGGCUAUCUAGAAGUGUUAACCUGUUCCUCCUGCCUUCAGGCUGGAAUGUUGUUGUCAUAAAGGAGAAAAAUCCCACCACAUGCUGAGAAUGUCACCGCCACAUUGGGGAAUUAAUCUUUGAUACUUAUUUUCAGCAAAAUAUUAACAGAUUCAAUGGCCAGGAUGAGACAUGUGCCCUUGUGGUCUCUGACUUUCCUCCUGCUGGCCUGUCUGCCAUCAGAAACUGAUGCUCUGGCUGUGAUGUCCGUGGACCUGGGCAGUGAGUCAAUGAAGAUAGCAAUUGUAAAACCUGGGGUGCCCAUGGAAAUCGUUUUAAACAAAGAGUCACAGAGGAAAACGCCAGUGACUGUAGCCCUGAAAGAAAAUGAGCGUCUCUUUGGCGAUAGCGCCAUGGGAAUGUCCAUAAAGAACCCGAAGAUAGCACUCCGGUAUUUUCAGGACCUGCUGGGUAAACACAUAGAUAACCCCCAAGUGACACUGUACCGUUGGCGCUUCCCACAACACGAGCUGGUAAAGGAUGAGAGAAGACAGACGGUUAUCUUCAAACUGUCCCAUGAAAUGCAGUAUUCUCCAGAAGAGAUACUGGCCAUGGUACUGAACUAUUCGCGUGGUCUGGCUGAGGAAUUUGCAGAACAACCCGUAAAGGAUGCAGUGAUCACGGUCCCUGUAUACUUCAAUCAGGCGGAGAGGAGGGCAGUCCUGCAUGCAGCUCAGAUGGCAGACCUGAAGGUCCUGCAGCUGAUCAAUGACAACACUGCUGUGGCUUUGAACUAUGGGGUCUUCAGGAGGAAGGACAUCAAUGCCACAGCACAGAAUAUCAUGUUUUAUGACAUGGGAGCAGGAAGCACCGUGUGUACGAUAGUGACUUAUCAGACAGUGAAAACGAAGGACUCGGGGACCCAGCCUCAGCUGCAGAUUCGGGGGGUCGGAUUCGACCGCACCCUAGGGGGACUGGAGAUGGAGUACCGGCUCCGGGAUUACCUGGUGAAACUCUUCAACAAGCAGCAGCCUUCGAAAGAUGUUCGGCAGAAUCUCCGGGCCAUGGCCAAGCUGCUAAAGGAGGCCAACCGCCUGAAAACUAUCCUGAGUGCUAAUGCUGACCAUGCAGCCCAGAUUGAGGGGCUACUGGAUGACGUGGACUUCAAGGCCAAGGUCUCCAGGCAAGAGUUUGAGGACUUGUGCUCUGACUUAUUCCAGCGGGUCCCAGGGCCUGUGCUACAGGCACUGAGCAGUGCAGAGAUGAACCUGGAUGAAAUCGAUCAGGUGAUUCUAGUGGGAGGUGCCACCCGAGUCCCUAAAGUGCAGGAGGUUUUGCUGAAAGCCGUGGGCAAAGAUGAACUGGGAAAGAACAUCAAUGCAGACGAGGCUGCUGCUAUGGGUGCAGUCUACCAGGCAGCUGCUCUGAGCAAAGCCUUUAAAGUCAAACCCUUCAUUGUUCGGGAUGCAGCUAUUUUCCCCAUCCAGGUGGAGUUCACCCGUGAAGUUGAGGAGCAGGAUAAAUCCAAGAGCUUGAAGCACAACAAGCGAAUUUUGUUUCAGCGCAUGGCACCAUAUCCACAGCGCAAGGUCAUCACCUUCAACCGCUACACGGAUGACUUUGAAUUCUAUGUCAACUACGGAGACUUGGCUUUCCUGAGCCAGGAUGACCUGCAAGCCUUUGGGUCCUUAAAUCUCACCACUGUGAAGCUGAGAGGAGUUGGGGAUAGUUUCAGGAAGCACUCGGAUUAUGAGUCCAAAGGCAUCAAAGCUCACUUCAAUAUGGAUGAGAGCGGAGUGCUUAGCCUUGACCAGGUUGAAUCUGUGUUUGAAACUGUAGUGGAGGACAAGCCAGAGGAGGAGUCAACGUUAACAAAACUUGGAAACACAAUCUCUAGCCUGUUUGGAGGAGGAGGUCCUACACUGGAAAUGGGAGAGAACCUGACAGAGACUGUUCAGGAGGAAGAGGAGAGCCAGGCAGAAGCAGGAAAAGAAGAUCAGGGGGAGAAACAGGACCAGAAGGAGGGAGAAGGAACAGUGAGUGAGGAACAGGGAGAAGAGAAGCAGCAGCCAUCUCCAAUGCAGGAUAAAACAGAAACUAUCCCUCCAGAAGCAGAGAGACAGGAGGAAAAGGAGGAAGGAGAAAAAACAGCAUCUCAGGAUCCCAAAGAAAAGGAAGAAUCCGGGAAAGAGGAAGAAGUGUCCAAAAGUCCUGGUGACAGCACAGCCACCAAAAUGGAAGAGAAGAAACUCAAAGUCCCAAAGAAGCAGAAACUCGUGGAUGAGAUUAGUGUGGAGUUGGAUGUCCGUGAUGUUCUUGACCUGCUGGAGGAGGAGUUGAAGAGCUCAGUGAAGAAACUCCAGGAUCUGACAGUCAGAGACUUAGAGAAGCAGGAGAGGGAAAAGUCAGCCAAUAGCCUGGAGGCAUUCAUCUUUGAGACCCAGGACAAGCUUUACCAGGAGGAAUAUCAGUUUGUCUCAACAGAGGAGCAGAGAGGGGAAAUCUCAAGAAAACUGAGUGAAGCUUCCAACUGGAUGGAGGAGGAGGGCUACAGAGCCACGACUAAGGAACUGAAAGAGAAGCUGUCUGAGCUGAAGAAACUCUGCAGGAGCCUUUUCUUCCGUGUGGAAGAAAGAAGGAAAUGGCCAGACCGCCUGAAUGCCCUCGAAAAUCUCCUCAAUCACUCCAACAUCUUCCUCAAGGGAGCACGAAUGAUUCCAGAGGCUGAUCAGAUAUUCACAGAGGUGGAACUGAGUACCCUAGAGAAAGCAAUCAAUGAAACUGUGACUUGGAAAAACGAGACACUGGCAGAACAGAAUAAACUUCCUCCCACUGAGAAGCCCACCCUGCUGUCCAAGGACAUAGAGCUGAAGAUAGCAGCCCUGGAUAGGGAGGUGCAGUAUCUACUGAACAAGGCAAAGUUUGCAAAACCCAGACCCAAGAAGGAAAAGAAUACCACAAAAACGGAUUCAGGCAAGAAUGCCACAGCUCCCCCCGACAGCGAGAAGAUUAUCCCUCCCAAGGAGGAGAAAGGAGAAGAUAAACGUGAAGAUGUCAGUCCAGUCAGGGAACCUCCCAUAAUCGAGGAAGCAACACUAGGUGAUCAGUCUGGACCGGACACAGAACCUGAGAGUGAGAAGAAGCCAGAAGCUAGAGAAGAGAGCAGGACGAAUGAUGAAUUAUAACAUCCCUUGAAAUUUCUUCUACCAUCACAUCUAUUUAUUUAACAGGUUUUUUUUAUAAUGGAUCCAUUUAGUUUCAUGUUAAAUGGAACAUGACAAACAGGCUGACAACAAAAUGCAAUAGAGAUGUACAUUUUUUUUCUCUUUUCUCCUGGGAAUUUCACUGUUAAUUUUAGUGAGUGAGUUUUGUUUUUUUGUCUUUGUCUUUUCAUGUGUUUAAAGAUGACCAUGUGCUCACUGAAGACUCUGAGUUCCAGUACAGUCCAAUUGAAGUCACCAGAAGUGGCUUUUGUUUUUGUAAAUUAAAACAGUGAAAAAAGCCUGUAAGAUUUAGGAAAUAAUUUGGCACGAACACUCUGGGCCAUGCCCAUCUGGUGAGGAUGAAGGUGUUCAAGUAUCCCAGAAACAUGUCACGGAGUUCUUUGCAAGAGGUACUGAAUGAGGGAAACAGGAUGCUCUGGCCAACAGGAAGUAUAUUUCACUUCUCCAUGCAUCAAAAUGAGAAUAGAAUUUGGUGGGAAGGGACACCAUGCCUUAGGAUGAGGAUUUCUGUUCGUUUUUCAUUAGACUAGUGCUGCUAAAGCCAUCUCUUUGCACUUAGUUCUGUGUCAGGCAGAAUUUAGCAUCAGGGAACAGGGACCUAAAGGAAGAUGUUGGGAUUUUAGUUCAAAGUUUAAAUAUAAAAUAAAAGGACCAUAAAUUGCUAUUUGGAACACUAGAAAUAUGAAAGAGUAUUUGAUGGUGAAUCUCUGACUGCAACCAGAACAGCAAAUGGGAAUAGGGUUUUAGAUGAGGCAGCACAGAAUGAUGAAAACUGGAAAAUCUAUUCUUGUUAACCGUCUCCCCCAGUGUCUUGUGAAAUCAGACUGACUUUGCUGUGAAACCUCUUGUCUUCAGUGAUGGUCUCAUAUCUUUUUGGAAACAUUCAUGCUGCUAAAACACAUCAGUGAGAUCCUGACCUACUUCAUAUGCAAGCCCUUGUGAAUGUGCAUCUUACAUUGGUCUCCAUUGGCCCAUUCAACCAAAAUAAAAAAAUAAUCUUCCUGACAUUCUCUUUAAAAUGCUUUUGUCUGGUUUGGAAAUUAGUUUAGGGAAUUCCUUAAACUUUCUCUGACUUAUUUACAUUACAGUUCAGAGCUCUAGUCCCUCCCAACACUACCCAGCAGCUAUAUGUUUUUGAAGAUCACAGUGCUAUCAGUGAAUCAGUCAGGGUGCUUUUCUCAGUACUACUGCUUUUCCAAGCCCAAACAGAACUUCCACUAACCAUUCAGAUUUGUGGAUUUUUAGUGUAGCUUUUCCUCUCUUAUGGCGCAAUCUCUCACUCAAGAGCAGAUAAGCAGAGAAAACACAUUGUCUCAAGGGUUUUGCACCCCACUGCUGGUGUUGCAAAUCAGCGUGAACAGGCUUCCUCCUGAGUCUUGUCUCAUGCAUCUAGACAGCACGAAGUACAGAUAACUGGACCUUCCAAUGCUCCCUGCCCAGGGCCACUCUCAGGAUGAACUCUGUUCUUAUAAGUAAACUCAUUUGCACAAUUAAAUUUGGUUUUGCUGUCUUCUGAAGUCUUAUUUUCCUCUACUGUAACCAAAUUCCUCCUCCUCCCUAAUCAACCCACGCUCCUCUCAAAAGCUAGGACCCACUUCUCUUUUCUUAGAGGGACUGCAAUUUUCCCAUCCUCCUACCUUGAACUGUGUCAUACUGCUCUUCUAUCCAGGAGAGGUUUCUCUGCCGUCACCAAUACCAUCUUUCACAGCAUCUACACAGCAAGCUACUGAGUGGAAACAAAAAUCUUCCAACUUCUUGGCGCACCAGAGAGCGAGCCCAGAAACUUCUCCAUAAUACAUCUGUGGAGUUCAGACACCACGAGACAGCCUUUUAGCCUAUCCCUUCCAUCUCUGAUCACGUACUCCCUUGACUCCCAGUAACAUGCUGCAUUCAGUUCCAUCUCAUAACAUUGAGUCAAACUGCACUGGCUCCCUGAGAAUGUCACUGCAGACAGGAGACUGCUGCAGUGGGAAGUUUAACUUAAUUAUCUAAGUUGGUUAAUAGCACUUGAAUACUGAAGUUUUCCUUUCAAAAAGCAGAAGGGCAAUCAUGCUGGAGUUGAAAUAAGUAUACCUAGGGUGUGGUUAUGGAUGUUUGUGGCCCUUCUGUGGUCCUUGCAUCAAAAGACAUCAAAUCUUCCUUUGGAUGAAAUCUCAUCCCAUCAAGCUGCAUAUAUAAUGACCUCUGCAGUCUGAUCCUUGGUAGCAGGCUUCUAGUCUCAUUAAUGUUGGCCCUCAAUGGUAGUGGUAGGGAAGUUUUGUGGAUACUGUUCUGAAUUGCUGGAAGUCCAUCUGUAUUAGUGUUGUCUGCAAAUGUCUUCUGACAGUCUUUCACCCUGUGCCUGGAGUCAGCCCUUUGUAACAGGGAUGAAUAAACUAAUAACUGCUCUGGAUGCUCAUUACAACAUAAUACUAUUUUUCCCUUGGCAUUGCAUUUCCCUGUUGUUUCUCAACUGUUUACAUUUGUGUGGUGAUUGUCAAAAAUGCCUCUUGUUUGUAAAGACAGUAGCUGAGCUUUCCGCUUCUGCCAUUGAGUAUGAUGGCCCAAGAAUAGGUUAAAUUCACCUUUUGGGGGCUAGGGAGUGGAGCUGUAGUGGGAUUUGCAGAACAUUUUAGAAGUUGGUUAUGAUCUGACUUUAGCUGCAGGAUUCAUGAUGCUCUGCCCGCAGCAGUGUAUACUCAGUGAUGGGGGAUAACAGCAGGGUAGUUACAGUAUGGAAGACUAAUCUGACGGAAUUGUGCCUUUUGGGUGAACAGAUGACAGUAUGGGCCACAAAAGGUCAUGUUCUUCCCUCAGAUACACGUUUGCCUGAGAAGAAUGUGACUUUCUGUGGUAGAGCUUGUUGGCCCAUCUUCUAACCCUGACUUUCUAAGAACAGUUAAAAACAGAAACAUCAAGUGAAGUAAAAACUGAUGGAUUCACGUGCUCAGUGCUGAAGUUCUUAUAAAGUUAAAUCUCCUGUGGAGUGUCGCAUGUAUAGGCUGCAAGAUCAGAAAGCUUAUCUGGAUGGGAGAAAAGACAGUUUAGAAAAAACCAUUUUUAAUUAGAAAUUUAUCUCAUCACCAUCUUCCUCCUCCACUAGAAUUGUACACACUAUAGACGUGAUUAAGGCAGCAAUUUUUUGCAUGCUUGGUCUUGUCUUUGUUAAAUUGUGUGGUUUAUUGAUUGAAAUUCUUAGAUGUGCAGAAUUGAAAAGAUUAAACACAAACAACAAGCCAGUUAGUUUUGCAAAUCUCAGUGUUGACCAGAAUGUGCAUUCUACUGUGACUCUUGAAAAACCAGCCUGAAUCACAUGCAAAGUUUUAAAUAUUCAACAUUCCUGGAAACUUUUUUUAAGGUGUUCCCCUCCUCAAAGGUGGGGUGGCUGGCCUUAGCCCUGAUUCCUCUCUUAUGGCAGUGAAGAUUGUCUCUCCUUUUUCACCUUCACUGGUGUGAACUACCUAAAACAGAACCAAGCCCAACCCAGCUGAUAUUUUGGGUUCAUAUCAAGUACUGCUACACCACACCCCCAUCGGUUCAAAGAUUUGCAGCGUUGUGUAUGUAUGGAAUUUUUUUAUUUUUCUUUGCCACGUUGGUGGACACUCAGCCCUAAAGUCCUAAUUCUUUUCCUUUCUAUUAGCAUUUCAGGUACUUGUUUGUACUGAAGUUUUGGUCAGUUAACUUUUUUUUUCCACAUGGGAGGGAAGGGGCAAACUAAUUCCGUCGAAAUGUACUUGCUCCAUUGUUGUUAAAUGGUUUCAAUAAACUUGCUUUUCUACAA
Molecule: messenger RNA, 7567 nt
Organism: Chelonoidis abingdonii (Abingdon island giant tortoise)
Lineage: Eukaryota; Metazoa; Chordata; Testudines; Testudinidae
Gene: HYOU1
Product: hypoxia up-regulated 1
Biological process (GO): endoplasmic reticulum unfolded protein response; negative regulation of hypoxia-induced intrinsic apoptotic signaling pathway
Cellular component (GO): endoplasmic reticulum chaperone complex
Molecular function (GO): ATP binding; ATP-dependent protein folding chaperone
Source: RefSeq, a predicted model, not a curated record